AAAUGAGAUCUAUCAUACAUGGUAUUAUUUCAUCCAUAAGAUAUCAUAAAAGAUGGAAGCUACAAGGCCUCCUCCAACAAGUUUUAGAUGGAAUGACUCAAAUCUAUCCAUGAAGAUUGUGAACAUGAGACCAUGGCAAACCAAG
Molecule: messenger RNA, 145 nt
Organism: Paramecium octaurelia
Lineage: Eukaryota; Ciliophora; Oligohymenophorea; Peniculida; Parameciidae
Source: the annotation of a GenBank genome assembly